This is a messenger RNA of Cydia amplana, 1113 nucleotides long. Its product is annotated as THO complex subunit 2-like. Bases 1 to 948 code for a protein of 315 amino acids. The transcript has 3 exons. The record is from RefSeq and is a predicted model, not a curated record. NCBI's taxonomy places the organism in Eukaryota, Metazoa, Arthropoda, Insecta, Lepidoptera, Tortricidae.
AUGACAUUCAAGAACGCUAUACCUGCAUCAUCAUACGAACACAGUAAAACCAAAGUCCAAAUGUUCAAAUUCGGAGGAUGGAAAGCGUCGCUAAACCUCAGCGGUGUCAGUCGCCGUCGAGAGGUCUAUGAGAACGGACCGGAGCUGUCCUCAGGAGGGGCCUACAGGUCUCAUAGGGAAGAUGUCUUCGGACGCAACAGUAUAUCAGAACCACCGAAAAAACUGACGCCAUCUAUGGUCAAGCUUCCACCUAGUAAAGAAACGAUAAAAACUUCAAAAAGUGCCAGCGACCUAAAGGACCCUCAUAAUCUACCUCCACAACUUAGAAAGAGUACACCAGAUGUCUCCACCGAUCCCAGAGGUGGAACUUCUAAUAACAGAGACUCUUCAGUUUUAUAUAAGAACGCUAAAAACGCAAAAGACGAUAAAAAAGAAAAAGACAAAGAAAAAAAGAAAGCGGAAAAGCAGCGGCUAGCUGAAGAAAAGAAGAAAGCUCAGGAACAAGCGAAGCAGGAUAAAUUGAGAAUACAAAGAGACAAAAAGAUAGCUGAGAAAAAAGCGAAAGACGUUAAACAAAGGAAAAAGGAAAGUAAAAACGCAUUGCCGGAAGCGAGCGUCACAAAAUCCUUAGUACCUAAAGAACCGCAAAAGAAUCCUCUAGGAAGAGUAGCAACUAACACUCUAGAAAGUUCUAUCAGUCGCAGCAGCGGACCUCCGCCUUACACAGAAGCUAUUCCGCAAGAGAAACAAAUAAACAAAAAUGAUUCCACCGGCAACACGAGUUUCAACAAACCGAUAGAAAAUAGUAGUUGGGACAUGAUAUCGGAGCAUCGGAGUCAGAUGAAUAGGAAUCCUGUGGCCAGUGGAUCUAGACAGAAGCAGAUGGUUCUAGAUCUGCAGCUGAGUUUUGAUAAAGCGCAAACUAAUGACAAGAACAGUGAAGUUUGAUCAAUGUUGUAAUAUUAAAGUUUUUUAUAAGUUGUUUUGCUUUUUUUUCGUGACCCAGUAGACAAAACUUGUUGUAUUGGUGGUUUCUUUCGUGACCCAGGAGACAACCAUAAUCCUGCCUGGGACAGUCUUAAUACUAAAGGAACAUUCUGGAAAGUUAUAUUA